AUGAGCGCGUCUACAACCUCGGCUGCCAGCAGCGCAGCCACUACUACAGGAAGUAGUGGCGGCAAUAAUUCGGGCUCAGCGACAAGCUCGCCUCUUUUGUUCUUUGUUGCACUUGGAUUCGGCGUUGUCUUCACUAACUUAUGGAUCAUCGUUGGGGUGAAAUAUUGUUUCAGAUACAACCAGCGGAAUCGUCAGCUGCGCAGCGAGGAAACUGGAGAGCCUAUUGACCUUGUGGCUAUGCCUCGACCCCAUCGAAGGCGACGCGAAAAGAAACUCAUGACGAUGGACGAAGUCAAUGCACGCUUCCCUUUGAUGAAAUACAAAGUCUGGAGGUCAUCGCGCGCCAAUCAAGGCCUGCCUACGGAGGGUGGCAUCACUGCCCCUAACAGCAGACCACAAAGCUUGAAUAAUGAGGGGGGCGUUAUCUCUGUACCCGAUGAUGCUCCCGUAAAUGCAAUAACCUCUGCAGAAGUGGAGCAUGAGGUUGUAGACCCCAACACACCCCAUACGACACCCCAUGCUCAAAUUGAGCCACAUAAUCAGAAUCUGGAAGAAAAAGCAACUCGAUCUGCAGCUGUUUCCCGACAGGAUACGGACCCACCUGUGUCCCAUGAGAAAUGGCAGCAAGCUGUAAUCAGCGAAAAUAUGGAUUUAGAAGACGAUGAGGGAGACCAUAUUCGCAAUGCUGUUCCACCUGAACUGCUUCCAAACCCUGGUGAUUCCUGUGCGAUCUGCCUCGACAUAAUCGAGGAUGACGAUGAUAUACGUGGACUAACCUGUGGUCAUGCGUUCCAUGCUUCGUGUGUCGACCCCUGGUUGACCAGCCGGCGAGCUUGCUGUCCUUUAUGCAAGGCAGAUUACUAUGUCCCCAAGCCUCGUUCGCACGCAACUGAAGGAGCUUCUGGUACAGAUCGGCAAGCGCGUCGCACUGCUUCUCGUCGCCCCGAUCUUCUACCGAGACCUCCACGUCUAGCCCAUUCCAGCGGCAAUCAGACUUCCAUUUUCAGGAUGCAACUCCCUCUGUCAGGGAGGUUAUUCCAGCCGACAGCCCCAGAACCUCAGUUGGAAACUGAAACCUCUGAAACUUCUCCUCGCCGACCACAUUGGCCACGGCUCUUUCCAACUCGUCUUCGCGGAGCUUCCUCCCGCGGCCCUCGCGCCAUGAGUGACCAGCCAGCACCUGGACACACUCGAACACCCGGUGAACUCGAAGCCAACCUUUGA
Molecule: messenger RNA, 1224 nt
Organism: Penicillium angulare
Lineage: Eukaryota; Fungi; Ascomycota; Eurotiomycetes; Eurotiales; Aspergillaceae
Product: E3 ubiquitin-protein ligase RNF103
Exons: 2
Coding region: 1-1224 (407 amino acids)
Biological process (GO): ubiquitin-dependent protein catabolic process
Cellular component (GO): cytoplasm
Molecular function (GO): ubiquitin protein ligase activity
Source: RefSeq, a predicted model, not a curated record